GGUUAAUGCUGCCGCCCGCCCAUGCUGACAGAAUGCAGAACAGCCUCCUGCAUUCUAAAACGCUCUCUCUCAUUUAGCCAUUACCUCCACAAACCCUGCUCUUUGUCAGCGCCGGUCCGGGGGAAGGAGUUAUUAACUGCGCCGUACAACGUUGUGCGGGGAGAGGGGGAGAAUGCACCUCGCCCGGACCGAGAUUAGCUCCUCCGCUUCCACCGCGCACAGAUUUGUCCUUAGCCAUGAAUCAUCAACCCGCCUCCGUUCCGCAAAGGGGUUAAUGUUCAGACCGGCGACCUGCCUGUGGCUCGGAAAAGGUCACCACAUGGAUGGACACCAGCUUUCCGUCCGGAGGGAUGCGGACAGGUGCCGUGGCAUUUGACGUGACCCAGAAUGCCGUUAGUGAAGAGGAACAUCGAGCCCAGGCACCUGUGUCACACAGUCUUGCCUCGGGGCAUCAAGAAUGAGCUGGAGUGCGUGACCAACGUGUCCCUGGCAAAUGUCAUCCGACAGCUCAGCAGCCUCAGCAAGUAUGCAGAGGAUCUGUUCGGGGAGCUGUUCAACGAGGCUCACUCCUUCUCUUUCCGAGUGAACUCCCUCCAGGAGCGCGUGGACCGCCUGUCCAUCAGCGUCACCCAGCUGGACCCCAAAGAGGAGGAGCUGUCCCUGCAGGACAUCACCAUGAGGAAGGCCUUCCGCAGCUCCACCAUCCAGGACCAGCAGCUGUUUGACCGCCGGACGCUGCCCAUUCCUCUGCAGGAGACCUUUGACCUGUGUGAACAGCCGCCGCCCCUCAACAUCCUCACACCCUACAGGGAUGAUGGGAAGGAGGGACUAAAGUUCUACACAAACCCCUCCUACUUCUUCGACCUGUGGAGAGAGAAGAUGCUGCAGGACACAGAGGACAAGAGGAAAGAGAAGAGGAAGCAGAAGCAGCUGGAAAUUCCUUUUCAUGUGUCAGCGGAGGGCUUUAACUGUGUGAACACAGAGCCCACCCACAUCGUCCUCGAGUUGCAGGACGCCAGCAGGUAUGAUCAGGUCUAUAGGUAUUUAGACCUUCCAGGUCAGCUGAAGAACAUCGACCGCCCCCAGGAGCCGGAGAAGGUUCCGCGGGCCCCGCACGACCGCCGCAAGGAGUGGCAGAAGCUGGCCCUGGGCGCCGAGCUGGCCGAGGACGACGCCGAAGAGGCACACAAACACAAAGACGUGGCCAACGGCUCCGCCACCUACCACGACGCCAGGCAACCUGUGUUUGUGGAUCAUGUUGAUGGGCCUUUCUCCUUGGCCGCCCUGCCGUACAGCCAGAUGAACGAGCUUCUGAACAGGAGCGGGGACAGAAUGUAUGUCCGACCCCACGAGCCUCCGCCCCCGCCUCCCAUGCACUCUGUGGGAGACAUCAAAGCCCCCUCCAUAAUCAGCUCCAGCUCUGGGUUCACGGACAGUCGUCCCCAGUCUCCAGCCAGGACACCUGUGUUCCUCAAUCCCAAUGCUCCUCCCCCUCCCCCACCCCCCUUACCUCCUCCCCCACCCCCACUGCCAUCCUCAAUGCCAGGCUCAGGCAUGCGGGGAACCCCCCCUCCCCCGGUUCCACCCCUUCCAAUCCAGCCCCCUGCCAUUCCCCCUCCCCCCGCCCCCCUCCAGAUCGCCCCUGGCGUGCUUCACCCCGCCCCUCCCCCCAUCGCCCCGCCCCUGCACCCCGCCUCCCCAGCUCGGCUCCAGCAGGUCCUGGACAAGGGCCCGCCCCCGUCCCAGACAGAGGGGCUGAUCCUGCCCCCACCUCCCCCUCCGCCACCGCUGCCCCUCCCGGGAGCCAGGACGUCAUCCCCCUGUCCCACGCCCCCGCCCCCAGGCCCGCCCCCCGUGCCUUCCUUCCUGUCGGGCGCCAUCUCCUCCCCGCCCAUGCACGCCGGGCACGAAGCCAAACGCCACCCCUCCAACCUGCCAGUCAUCAGCGACGCCAGGAGUGUCCUUCUGGAAGCUAUACGCAAAGGGAUCCAGCUGCGCAAGGUGGAGGAGCAGCGGGAGCAGGAGGCUAAGCACGAGCGCGUGGGCAACGACGUGGCCACCAUCCUGUCCCGCCGCAUCGCCGUGGAGUACAGCGACUCCGAGGACGACUCCGAGUUCGACGAGGUGGACUGGAUGGAGUGAGCCUCCGUCCAGCGUACCGCCCCCACCUGCCCCCCCUCCCCUCCCCCCCCCUCCAUCAUCUUCUCUUCUUCGAUUAUUUUACCC
This is a messenger RNA of Megalops cyprinoides (Indo-Pacific tarpon), 2226 nucleotides long. It is a transcript of the gene wasf1, whose product is annotated as WASP family member 1. The transcript has 11 exons. Gene Ontology annotation, molecular function: Arp2/3 complex binding; actin binding; protein kinase A regulatory subunit binding. Gene Ontology annotation, cellular component: SCAR complex; cytoskeleton; lamellipodium. Gene Ontology annotation, biological process: positive regulation of Arp2/3 complex-mediated actin nucleation; actin cytoskeleton organization. The coding region runs from base 388 to 2142 and encodes 584 amino acids. The record is from RefSeq and is a predicted model, not a curated record. NCBI's taxonomy places the organism in Eukaryota, Metazoa, Chordata, Actinopteri, Elopiformes, Megalopidae.